AUGGAGGUGGUAAAAUCAAUGGAAAAAACUAACAAAGAUAAAAGGACAAAUUCCAGCAUAUCUCCUAUUCUGGCCAGCUUAGUAGAAGAGCCAAAGAAAAGAAAGGAAGUACCUAAUCAUCUACUGGAAUCAAAGAUUUUUACAAAGCUUGAACAAAAUAUUGUAAAGGCAGAACCUGGAAUAAUACAUUUUGGAAGCUAUAUAGGAGAACAUCACCAACAGAUUCUGAAUCUGAUCAAUGUUUCUGAUGAUGUCAUAAAUCUUCAUAUUUUGCCCCCACAAACCAAAUAUUUUGAGAUCAAGUAUGUUAAAAAACAUCGUAUUGUUCCUGGCUUGUCCCUUAAAGUGACAGUUGAAUUUUCUCCAGAUGAAUGGCGUUAUUAUUAUGAUUGUAUCCGAAUUCAUUGUCAGGGAGAUGAAACUUUACUUAUUCCCCUCCAUGCCUAUCCAGUCCUAAACACUUUGGAAUUUCCUGCAUUUAUAAAUCUACCAGAUAUUCCACUUGGGGAAAGUGAGAACUAUGUUAUUCCUCUUCGAUGCAGCUGCCCAAUAGAUUUUGAGUUUCAUGUCAUCGUGCUCCAACCUGAUGAAUCCUUUAUUGUUCAUCCAACAUCAGGAAUAAUUCCUUCCAAUGGGAAAGUGGAUCUGACUGUUACAUUUGCACCAUUUAGAUAUGGAACUGCACGAAUAAAAUUGCAGCUGUGGGUUUCCGAGUUCAACUCUACACCUUAUGUAUGUACAUUCACUGGAACAUCGUCUCCUCAAAUGGCUUUGAGGUUAGAAGAUUUUCAGAAAUUAAAUGAGCUCAACAAGAAAAUUCAAGUUCCUCCUGAAAAGACAUACAUAAUUGUAGCUAAGAAAAAACCACCUGAAAAGGCCAAAUUUCCAGAAAUUAAGGAAAUUGAAUACAAAGACUUGAGGUUUCCAGUAAAUUUAUCCAAUCCUUUUGCUGUGGCAAGUGUUUUAAACCAAGAAGAAGGAAAAUUGAAGAUUAAAGAAUUAAGAGAAGUUUUGCACCAUGGGGAUGAAUUAUCCAAAACAAGAUCAAUGAAAGAAGCUCUGUUUUUACAGAAAGUCAGAUGGGAUGCUGUUGAAGAAGCAGAAAACCAUCUUAAGUGGCAGGUGCGCCUUGGGAAAGAGCGCAUCACUUAUAGAUACAAAAAGGAACAUCAAGAAGAAUUGAAAAGAUUUUGGAACCACUAUGAGGUAGCAAGAGGAGACCCAGUUUUGGAAAAGGAAUUUCAACGCUUCACUUCAGAAGUUAUUAAUACACGAGUCUAUCGAAAAUUAGAAGAGAAAACCCCAGAAUUUUCCCCUAAAUUUGAUCCUCUCGUUAAUAACCCUUGGCUGAAGAAAUAUAUGAGGCAAAAGAGAUUCCAACAAGCAGCACGAAAGCUCCUGAUUCGGAAAAGAUUACAUAAAAUACUAAAUGAUUUUCAUAAAAUAGACAAACAAAUGAUAUUAAGAAAAUUUGAAGAAGAAAGAAGAGCAGCCUAUGAGUUUGGAUCAAAAUCCAUCUUUCCAUUUGCUGUAAGUCUAGAUGAAUCUACUCUCAAUUUUCAUUUGACAAGACACCAAGUAUUGCCUUUUCAAUUUCCUUCACACUCAUCUGAUCAGAAGUCUGAUGAAUUGGCUCCUAAUGGACUUGGACUGGUGCCCAUUAAAUCAUCAGAGGUUGAACUCAAACAACAUCACCAGUUUCUUAACUUGCAGGUUCCUCAGGUUUACAGUAUCAUGGGGUACAGCCCAUACUGUAUCCAGCAGUGCUCAUGGAGUUAUAAAUCUCAAAAACUUGCUCGACCUCUAAAACAGGGAACUAUGGAGGAGAUAACACCUAUGGCGCCAGCACAGCAAUUUGAAGACAACGCGUUGUCCCAUGGAAAGUUGUCGCUUUUGAAUCUGACCCCUCCUGACACUCUGCUCAAGCCUCCGUUCUAUCAUCCACUCUGCGUUUUUAAUCCAAACCCAGGACUGUUUUCUGUGAAGCCCCUGAUGACCUAUUCAGAAGUAACAACUGAUUAUCACCUGUGUACGCAUCCAAAAUACGUAUUCACCAAAGAAUGUCAUAAAGGAUCCAGUGUUCCCAUUACACAAAAGAAAUUUUUAAAUCGAGAGGACAUUAUUCCUGGAGUAAUGAACUGGAAAAAGUUCAACCCACUGGUUCUUUCAGCUUUGCCUGACACUUCCACUAUAACAUCCACUUGUUGCCAGGACGCCUACAAUGAGGAUAUGCUUCCAAGUGAGGUGCCCAAAAUCCUCGGUGAAUUACGAGAAGAAGACAGGAUGGAAAUAAUUGAGCAGGAGCCUGAUGAUCAGCCCUCCAAUAUAUUGACACCAGAAAUGCUCAGAGCUGAAUUUAUGAUGUUAGAAAGUAAAGAUGAAAAAGAUGACAAAGACCAUCCAUAUCCUGAAAAACUUGGAAUAAAGGUAUCUCAGAACCUCCAAAAUAUGCAGUCAAAAUCAAACAAUAGAAACCUACUUCUGGAAUAA
Molecule: messenger RNA, 2490 nt
Organism: Trichosurus vulpecula (common brushtail)
Lineage: Eukaryota; Metazoa; Chordata; Mammalia; Diprotodontia; Phalangeridae
Gene: CFAP221
Product: cilia and flagella associated protein 221
Biological process (GO): cilium movement; cilium assembly
Cellular component (GO): cilium
Source: RefSeq, a predicted model, not a curated record